UGUCUAGUUGUAGUGACAAAAGCAGGGUAGUCGCUGGUGGGGUGAAAGGUGAUGACGAUUAUAGGGGCCCAUGGCUGUGGACAGCGCACAAACACCAAACUGAGCUCUUCAUCUGCACCUGAGUGAACAAAAACUCCUCCCCAGCUUAAACAUAGAAACACAAAAAGAGGCGAAAAGCUUAAUUCAGCACCCGUGCGCUGUGUUCUGUGCACUCAGCACGCACGCAGAGAGCCACGUCUCAGUCCUUGAACACCGAAUUGAGUUUUGCCUCUUCUUGCUCUUGAACCUUGAACCAAAAAUAUUAGGCUAAGUGUAAAUAGCAUAUUUUUUAGCAAUAGAUGAUAUUUACACUAAGUGCAAGUAGCAAUGGAUUGUAUUUACACUAUGUAAAAAUAGCAACAUUUUCUGCUAUUUAUACUACUUAUUGCAAAUAGUGGUAAUUAUCUGCACCUCAGUAUUGUAGUACAUUAUGAAACAGUACGCAAUAAUAACGUAUUGAGUGUAAAUUAUAGUUUUAAUUCAAAUUAUUAAAUGGAUGCCAUCUUAUUGGGAUGGGAUCGGGAAAGGUCCUCGAGUCGGGAUUCGAACAGGGAACGCCCGUAGCGCAACGGCGCUGUAUGUCGGCGUGCUGCCCACAAGGCCCACACUUCGUUCUUAUUUAAAAUAAAUGCCUUUCUGAUGCAAUAUGAGAUUUGAAAAGGGAGAAAAAAAAGUUUGGUAAAAGGCGGGCUCGAACUCGGGUCGAUUGCCUCAAAAAGCAUGCGUUUUAACAUCUACGCCACUGGACCUAAUGUCGAAUUAGCGUCUUUUAUUAGUGUUAACUAACUCAAUCACACGUUAGUGGGCGGAGUUAGUGUAAAUAGCCUUUGCCAACAAGACGGGCUAUUUGCACUUAGUGUUAAUAGACACUCCGAAAAUAUUAUGGUGAACCCGUCUUGGCGAGUAGCCUUGAAAAAACGGUCAGUUAUGUCUUAAGUGAACGUAAACGGUCGAGAAAGAAGCGGCUGCGUUGUCUCUUAAAGUGACUGCGCCUAAUUUACGAGCUGCUGGCGAUGUCCUUAUAUAAAUUCAUGAAAUCCAAUGAGAGAAAACCAUUCACUGCUCUUUACUGAAUUACUUUUAACAAGAAUUAAUCUAUUUUUAAUUUAUACAGUGAGGACUAUGCAAUGCAGUUUUUUCGGUCUCUGUAGCUGGACACCUACAAACUUGAAAAAAACUUUGUUGAAUUUGUAUCUUUGUUCAAUUUAUUUAUUUGUGCUUUUUCAAACAGGGACCAUUGACCUGGACACAAAGACAGGCGGAAAGUGUGCACCAACCUGUGACUGCAAGUGGUCUGCAUAUGAAUGUAGAUGCUACCGCUUUUUUAGCUGCGGGACGUCCUGGAUUGAUGCAGAGAAACAGUGUUUGGACUACAACGGGCACCUCGCCUCUGUACACACUAAUGCGGAGUACACCUUCAUACAGAACCUGAUUAAAUCUCAAACUCGAGCUUCAACUGAGGCCUGGAUAGGAGGCUAUGGCUCUGUUUCAGAGAGAUCGUGGCUCUGGAAUGAUGGGUCCAAAAUGAACCUAGAGAUAUGGGCUCCUGGACAACCUGAUCAUAAGCUUUGGAAAGAGAACUGUAUUGGGAUGAACUAUGACUGCUCGGAAAAGUGGAAUAACUACAAGUGUGAUCGGAAAAUGGGUUUUGUGUGUAGCAGGAUGAGAGAGCUUAAUGGAGAAUGUUGAAUGUCGUAUUGUCUUGCAUUAAAGGAAUAGUUGACCCAAAAAUGACAAAUAUUUACAACAGUGCUUACCCUCAGUCGAUCCAAGACAAAGAGGAGUUCUUCAUCAGAACAGAUUUGAAGAAAUAUAACUUUACAUCAUUUGCUUAUCGACGGAUCCUCUGCGGUGAAUGGGUGCCAUCAGAAUGAGAGCUUAAACAACUGAUCAUGAAAACAUCACAAUAAUCCACACGACUCCAGUCCAUCAAUUAAUGUCUUGUGAAGUGAAAGGCUGCAAGUUUGUAAUCAAAUUUUAUUUUUCAUUUUUUGGUCAGCUGCUCUUUUGACUAAUUCUCUCUGAUUUCUUUACUAAUGUGCAAGUAGAACUCACAUGUAUGUGCAUUUUCUGAAUGAAACUCCCGAAGGUUUUGGUAAACUUUGGAUCUGAGUAAAUAAAAUUCUGCAUCAGAGCUGCUUUGCUUUUGUCAUGCCUAUGUGUCGUUAUAGGAAAUAAACAGAAACAUUUGCUAAUCGAGUUGUUAUAGAACAAAC
Molecule: messenger RNA, 2255 nt
Organism: Onychostoma macrolepis
Lineage: Eukaryota; Metazoa; Chordata; Actinopteri; Cypriniformes; Cyprinidae
Product: galactose-specific lectin nattectin-like
Exons: 5
Coding region: 1081-1728 (215 amino acids)
Molecular function (GO): signaling receptor activity
Source: RefSeq, a predicted model, not a curated record